Molecule: messenger RNA, 2675 nt
Organism: Daphnia pulicaria
Lineage: Eukaryota; Metazoa; Arthropoda; Branchiopoda; Diplostraca; Daphniidae
Gene: Vps51
Product: vacuolar protein sorting-associated protein 51 homolog
Exons: 13
Coding region: 289-2550 (753 amino acids)
Biological process (GO): Golgi vesicle transport; endocytic recycling; Golgi organization
Cellular component (GO): membrane; GARP complex; EARP complex
Source: RefSeq, a predicted model, not a curated record
GUUAGUGUGGUGGUAUUAUUGUGUAAUGUAAUGAGCUAAUCAGCCAGCAGCUCUGCAGUCUGCAUAUCCAAAACCUAAAGCAAGCCUGUCAUAAUUUCUUACCUGUUAUUUUUAUGCCUUGGGUUGGCGGUUUGAGACUUGAAGCGUUAAGACAUUCUGACAUCAGCUCGCGAAACGUCAAAAACUUACAUUAACGCUAUCCAAUCCCCAACCAUUCGAUUUGCAGUUACAACUAAAGAAAUGUAUGUGCGGUAUGUGUAAUCACUAAUCAGUUGGUGAACAGUGCCAAUGAAAAACGUCAAAAUGAGUAAAGAACUAAAUGAAAACGAUAAAAGAAAAAGAAACAAUCUUCUUUCUCAAUACUAUGGGAUAACAGAAGAAAAGGAUGUAGAAAACCUUUUUGACGUGGAUGGAAAGCACUUUAAUGCUGAUGCCUAUGUUGACAAACUGGUUCAGGAAACCAGCUUAAAGCAACUUAUAGAUAAAGAACAGGAACUUGUUCGUGAAAUUCAAUCACUUGAUUCAGAAAUGCAAACUUUGGUUUAUGAAAAUUAUAAUAAAUUUAUCCUUGCCACUGAUACCAUCCGCCAAAUGAAAAGUGAUUUCAAAACUAUGGAAGAUGAAAUGGAGAAGUUAGUUCAAGACAUGUCUCAUAUUGCAACAUUUGCCAACAAUAUAUCUUCAAAUUUACAGGAUCGGCGCCAACAAAUAACAAAGCUUUCAAACAUUCACGAACUGCUAAAAAAUUUGCAAUUUUUGUUUGAUCUUCCCAACAAGCUGAAAACAUGUGUAGAAGAAAAGAAUUAUUCAUUGGCUGUUAAGUAUUAUGCAAAAUCUGAGCAAGUUCUUCAAGAUUUUGGAGAUCAUCCUUCUUUUAGUGGAAUCCAAUCAGAUUGCAAAGAAAUUGUUGAAACACUCAGGAAAUGCCUAAAGGUGCAAUUCAGCAGAGCUGAGGUAACUUCCCAGGAACUGGAAGAAUCUGCAUCUCUUUUAUGCAAACUGGGUGAAUCUUCCACUGACCUUGCAAGAGAAUUUCUUGAAAUCAAUAAAGUGAGGUUAGAAAAAGAUUUGGAAAAUCUAUCCUCAUAUGUGUGGUCUGGUGAAAAUAAUGGAGAAGUGGUCCUCAUAUUCAUUGAAAAAUGCUGCAAUACAGCAUUGAAUAACGUUGCUCUGACCAUUGCAACCUUCAACAACAUUUUUCCUUCAACCAUAUCGAAACAUAAUGAGGGGAUGAAUAGCAUGGCCACGGAUGUUAUUAAUCAACUUUGCCCAAUAGUGGAAAGUAAAAUUGUCGAAAUCAUCGGAUUCGAGAUAAGUGAAGCCUGCUGUUUGUCAGUAGUUGCGGCUUUGGAUAAAUUUCAUCGUCGUCUCUUGGCCGUUCAGCGACUAUUACUGGUGGAUAAGCAAUGGAGCUUCACUCUCAUUACUGAAAUUGCUCGAAUAAUUUCACAUCGAACAGCCGACGCUCUUGUUAUCAAAUGGACAAGUGAACUACAAGGCUGGCGUGAUUCCUGGAAUAACGAUAAUCAGCCACACGGUUCGGUCAAAUUUAUUGAAGGGGCUCUCGUGGAACACAUUCAUCGUGCUUUUGUUGCUCUAACGGCCUUUGUAGGAAAUCACGUUACUUUUUCUCAAGAUUCUCAAUUCCGUCAGACAUUUGGUCGACGUUACGUACGGGAAGAAGUAUUAGUACUGUCGUUGAGGAAACUUUCCACUAUGUUAGCAAAUCUGAGCAACGUAACGGGGAAAGAUAGCGCGUCUCCGACUCUAAUUCUUGUCCUCUCUCGGGUGGCAAUCGAUUUUAGUCAAAAUUUGGCUCAAUCCUUGUUGUCUUUAAUAGAGGAACAGUUUGACAUUCCAGUCGGUUUUCAAGGAGACCAUCUCACUCCGAUAUCUGUUAUAACUCUCGACUUCAAACAAACUUCUCAGUCGCUUUUGCAAAGUUAUGUUCAAAGUGAAAGUCACGUUCUCGUUCAGAUGAUUCGUAAGUCGAUGGAUUCUCGCGAUUGGUUAACCGCUAGUGAACCUCGUGGCGUUAGACCUGUCAUCAAGCGUGUGUUGGAAGAGAUAAGUCGAGUAGAUUCCCAUGCAGCUCAACUGUACGAAGAAGGAUCAAGAAAAGAAAGGAGCUCAGAUUCUUCCCGCCGAACACAUCACAGUAGCUCCAGAAUGCAACAAAAAUCAUCUUGGUCAUCAUUGGGUCCUUCUCAGCUGGACUCUUCAUUACUGAAUAAUAUACAGAAAUUAUUUUCUGAACGAAUUGAUUUGUCUGGAACCGUUGAGCCCAAUAAAGGAUCUGUCGUCAUGGCCAUUAUUAAAAUCUGCCUAAAGGGAUUCUUGGAAUGUGUUCGUCUAAAGACAUUUGGAAAGUAUGGCAUUCAGCAAAUUCAAGUAGAUUGCUACUACUUGCAACUUUUCUUGUGGCGAUUCACCUUCGAUGAGAAUUUGGUUCACAGUUUGCUGGACGAAAUUUUGUCGAGUGCAGUCCAACGCUGCUUGGAACCUGUAUUGAUGGAGCCGGGCGUUGUGGAGCUCAUCUGUGAACGCUAAAAGAGUAAUUUAACAAUUUCGUUUGUUUUCAAAUCUUAUAAAUAUAUUUCUGGUUUUCACCAAUUAUGUCUGAAUACACUGUGUAUUUCUAUCCUCAUCCUUCAAAUAAAAUUUUCUCUUUUCUA